CCAUUUGAUCUAACCGAUUCGUGUUGACUCAUAUACUCAUCCAUAUUAUCUUUUUUUUUCAUCUGUACAAAUCCAUCGGCUCAGAAUAAUCCAUUAAAUCAUAAGAGAAGAGGGAUAAAACCAACAUGUCUCUAACGCAUGAUAUGGAUUUAGAGAAGAAAGAGACGAGUCAUAAUGAACUUCAGGAAGAAGAUUUGAAUAAAUGGGAUCGUCAACCUUUGAAAUUAAGAGGAAGUAAAUUGUUUUUAUUGGCUUUUUCAACUUUGGGUAUUAUUUAUUCUGAUAUUGGUACUUCACCACUUUACGUACUUAAUGGAAUAUGGUCAUCAAGUGGUCCCGCACCACCUGCUGAAGAUGUAUUAGGAGGUAUAAGUGCUAUUAUCUGGACAUUGACCAUUUUACCACUUGUGAAAUAUGUAAUUUUCGCACUCGAAUUCGAAACUUCAGCGGGAGAAGGAGGUCCAUUCGCACUUUACAUGUCACUCUUUCCUCCUUCUCCACCGGAAGAAGCCAGGUCAUUGACUGGGUUUUCAGAUACGAACGUUACUGAGAAAAAAGGUUUGAAAAGAUUUAAAUGGCCUUUAUUAGUAUGGGCUGUAUUUGGGACGGCUAUGACUUUAGCUGAUGGUGUUUUGACCCCGGCUGUAUCCGUCACUUCGGCAGUAGGAGGUAUAGCAGUAGCUAAAUCUUCUGUCAUACAUUCCGUCGUACCUAUCUCUUUCGCGUUUUUGUUGUUGUUGUUCGGUAUACAACCAUUUGGUGUAUCAAAGAUUUCAGUGGUCUUCUCUCCUAUCACUUUGAUCUACCUCUUACUAAUCGGAGCGACGGGGAUUUACAAUAUCACUUUUCAUCCUGCUAUCUUUCGAGCAUUUGAUCCUUCCAGAGCUGUAGCUUGGUUUGUUCGUACCAAGAACUAUGACGCCCUAGCAGGUGUUUUGCUAGCUAUAACAGGUUGUGAAGCCAUGUUUUAUUUCGACGUCGCUUAUCAUAGUCUGGGCCAAUUCAACAAAGCAGCGAUCAGGUUGUCGUUCACUACCGUAACAUACCCAAUGUUGGUGCUGGCUUACCUCGGCCAAGGUGCGAGAUUGAUACAUGAUGGUGAUGCCGUCAUUGGUAACUUAUUCUACCUCACCAUACCUGGUCCUACUGGUGGUGGUCUGUAUUGGAUCGUAUGGUUCUUUGCGCUUCUCGCUACUGUAAAACUGACCUUGAUAGCAAUGAUAACAGGUACUUUCUCCCUCGUCCAUCAAUUAGUCGGAAUGGGUGUUUUCCCAUCUAUCAGAAUAAAACAUACUUCGAUCCUUACAGCUGGUCAGGUAUAUGUUGGGAGUAUAAAUUGGUUAUUGAUGAUUGGUACCGUUGCUGUGGUAGGGGGAUUCGGAAGUAGUGCAGCUUUGACUUUAGCCUAUGGUUUCGCAGUAGCUUCAGUCUUAUUCGUCACCACGACCUUGAUAGCUCUAUCCAUCCCUUGUGUCAAACAUCUUCCGAUAUUCUUGGGUAUCGUUUGGUUGAUAGUUUUCGGUUUUUUCGAUGGGAUAUUUUGGGGUGCAAGUUUGAAAAAAGUUCCUCAUGGUGCUUGGUUCCCUUUAGCUUUAGGUGGUGCUUUAACCGCACUGAUGUGUCUCUGGCGAGCUGGUAGAGAAUUAGAACUUUCAUUCGAGGCCAACAAUCUUCACUCGCUUUCUUCCCUUAUCAUUCGAAAAUCCUCUCUUCCACCUUCUGUCACACCCACCAAAACAGGAACAAGAAAUCACCUUCAUUCAUCAUCACGUCUAGUCCGUGGUACGGGAUCACAAUCACAAUCGGAAAUUCAAAUCAUCGAGGAAGACCCUAGAAUGAUAUUAGGAUCAGAGGAUGAAGAUAUUCUUCUACUUUUACCUUCUGAACCUAACGAAUCACCCGUGGUUUUGGAGAGAAUACCUAUAAUGGCUGUAUUUCAUAGGAAUGAUGAAGGUGCUAAAGGUGUUCCACAUAGUUUUGGUAGUUUUUUGAGAAGUUAUCCCGCUUUACCGGAAGUGGUUAUCUUCCUCACCACUCGUUCUGUCGGUGUCCCUCACGUAUCUUUGAACGAUAAAUACAAAGUCAAUAAAGUCCGUUCUCUCCCCGGAUUCUAUAGUGUUUCCAUGCGCGUCGGGUAUUUGGAUUUACCAACCCCCAACAUUCCGGACCUUUUACCUUCACUCUUGGCAUUAGAACAAUCCCCAUUCACAUCCCCCAGCGAUUCCAUCGGUAAGCACACGACCACCGAGAGGGAAAACAUUCAAGAACGUAAACGUCGGAUUGAAGAAUCGGCUAAAAAUGUCACUCAUGUGAUUCCCAGUUACAUCCUCACUUCUCGGAAUCGUAAUCCUUCUCAGAAUCACGGAGUGGUAGGGAUGAUCCAAAAAACUUGGGAGUGGGGUUGGGGGAAAAUUAGAAAAGUUUUAGUGGAAGAUGUUUAUGGAUUAGCAAGGGAAGUGUUUAGGGAACAAGAAUGGGAAAGAGGGGAAGAGAGGAUGGUACAUGUUUCUGUACCUGCUGCUAUUUGAGGUUUUCACUCGGUUAGCCCUGGUAGUCGGAUCCUCUACGUCGUAUCGCUAUUACUUCCCAAUCUCUGCAUCGACAUCCAUCGACAUCCAUCUUCUUCAACUAAGUACCCCACUUGCUGACUUCAACUUUUGUCGACUACCGAUUAUUCUAUCUCUUGACUUUAACUUGAACCUUCAUCUCUGUUCGUAUCUUCCACACUUCACUUCUGAACAUUCCCAACCCUCCCUCUCCUGCUUGUCUAAGCCUUCAUUUUAGUUGUAGGUGUGAUCGAUAUCAGAUAUGUCAGACUUUAGAUAGCUUUUCAGGAGACGUACAUUCCAGUAUAUAGAUAUGAUGUUAUAUGUAUGAGUAGAUCUUCAACUUUGAGCAUGAGUAUG
Molecule: messenger RNA, 2906 nt
Organism: Tremella mesenterica DSM 1558
Lineage: Eukaryota; Fungi; Basidiomycota; Tremellomycetes; Tremellales; Tremellaceae
Exons: 13
Coding region: 126-2528 (800 amino acids)
Biological process (GO): potassium ion transmembrane transport
Cellular component (GO): membrane
Molecular function (GO): potassium ion transmembrane transporter activity
Source: RefSeq, a predicted model, not a curated record